Helicoverpa armigera (cotton bollworm) is the source of this 867-nucleotide messenger RNA. RefSeq lists its product as uncharacterized. Lineage: Eukaryota; Metazoa; Arthropoda; Insecta; Lepidoptera; Noctuidae. The coding region runs from base 211 to 852 and encodes 213 amino acids. The record is from RefSeq and is a predicted model, not a curated record. The transcript is spliced from 4 exons.
AUGAGGUCAGGUCACUAUAAACACUGUUAGCAACCGUAGCUUCCAUUUACAUAUCAUCAUUACUACAAUUAACAACGCUUAUUUGGGUGCCAAAAAACAAACACUUUAAUUCACAAUUUGGCUAAUUAAAAGGUGUAGUAAAAAGUGAAAAUAUAGUACGUAGAAGUGCCAAAAGAACGCUUUGAGUGUCUGAAAGUUUUGAAGAUAAACAUGAAAGGAGAAAUACCAGUGUGUACAAGAUGUUGUUUCUGUUUCCCGCUACGACGAGGUUUGCUCGCAUGGGGAUAUAUAAAAUUGAUAGUUGACACAUUACACAUAGCAUUUGUUUCAGACAGUUUGUUGGAAACUAUACUGUACAGGUUAGAUGGCAGCAAUAAGCCUACCAGCUUACUAUAUACGGAAAUAACUAUAGCACUCGUACUGCUUGGCCUGUUUCUAACAGAUUUUGUGGCCACCACUGUAUUCGUCGUUGGGGGACACAUGAAAAACGUAAGGCUGAUAAGAGUGUUCUACAUCUUCUGCAUCGCGGUGUUUGUGUCAACAAUAUUGUUGUUAGCAUUGUGUUUCUCUCUGACGGUCUCAGACAUAUCAGUGGAAACCUUAUCACAUGAAUGGAUCAAUCUCGUGCUGAGCUACUCAGCUGGUUUCGCUAUUUUGGUUAUUCAAUGCUACUUCAUAAUGUUGCUGAGGAGUGAGAUCAUAAAGCUAAGUAAGAACUGUCAGUUCAGUUUUGUGAAUCACGCAGCCGAAGCCGCUUGUAGCAUGAAAUGUGGAGAUGUGGAAACAAUAGAGGUUACUCAAAGUGAGAAAGACGAACAAAAUGCACCCAGAAAUCUGUCUGAAGCAAUAUAAUGACUGAAAGUUACA